AUAACAUUGAAGAAUAAACAGUUUGCGAAUUUGCUAUUAACCAAAAUAGAAACAGAAAAGCAACAAAAGACAUAAAAGCUGUUUAAACAAUAUAAUAAAUCAUUUGUGAACAAAUUGCAAAACGAAAUAUAAACCCUUUUUGGUUUUUAAUAAUCUGAACAAUUGUACAGGAGAAAAUUAGGUGUGCUGAAUAUGUCAAGUAUGGAAUCUUCCGACACGCACAUUUCCGUGAAAAUAACCCCCACAAGUGCCCGCGAUAGCAAUACAACUUGCAAAGAUUCACCACUGAAAGAUUUUAAUUUGCACGAGUCGGACCUGACUUACUAUUGCAAAGAUUGUGAUUUCCAAACAGAUACAAUCCUUCUUUUCAGACAACACCUGGAAAAAUUUCAUACAAAGGUAAAUAAGGUCGAAAGAGUUUCAUAUAAUUGUCCGAAGUGUUCAUACAAAAGUAAACAAAAAGGAACUUUACGAAGGCACGUCAUUGCCAGGCAUUCAAAUGGAAAAGACAUCAAAUGGUACCAAUGUGACGACUGCCCGUACAAAACUAAUGAAAAAGCUGCUUUAAAUAAACACAUUAUAGCCCGACAUCUGGAUGAGCGUGACAUCAACUGGUAUGAAUGUGAAAAGUGUCCCUAUAAAGCCAAAGACAGUUCUUCGCUAAAAAGACACGUUAACGUACGGCAUUUAGACGAAAAAGAUAUCAAGUGGUAUGAAUGCAAACAUUGUUCGUACAGAGCUAAACAGAAUUCUGAUUUGAAAAAACACAUAAAUGCACAUCAUUUGGAUGGAGAGGAAGUCACGUGGUACAAAUGUGAAGCUUGUCCAUAUAAAACCAAACAUCAGCCUAAUUUAAAACAGCACGAAAAGGCGCGACAUUUAGAAGAAAGCGAUAUUGAAUGGUAUGAAUGUGAAGAGUGCCCAUACAAAGCCAAACAAAAAAUUCAUUUAAAGAAUCACAUUAAUGCACAUCACUUGAAUGACGAGGAAAUUAAAUGGUAUUCGUGCAAAAAGUGCGCAUACAAAGCCAAGAAAGAAUCGAACCUAAAAAGGCAUAUAAAUGCGCAGCAUCAGGAAACGCAAGAUAUUAAGUGGUAUAAGUGUGAAAAGUGUCCCUUCAAAGCUAAGCAAAAUGUUUACUUAAGAAAACACUUGCGUAGGCGUCAUUUAGAUGAAGAAGAUGUUAUUUAGUUGAAAUGCAUCUUUUGUUUAUAAUUGUAGUUUUUAUCUUUUGGUGACAUCAUUGUAUUCGAACUUGUUGAGAUAUAAGGAUUAAAUAUACUAGAUUUUGUAUUAGAA
This is a messenger RNA of Zophobas morio, 1299 nucleotides long. Its product is annotated as zinc finger protein 711-like. The record is from RefSeq and is a predicted model, not a curated record. Gene Ontology annotation, biological process: positive regulation of transcription by RNA polymerase II. The coding region runs from base 193 to 1191 and encodes 332 amino acids. Lineage: Eukaryota; Metazoa; Arthropoda; Insecta; Coleoptera; Tenebrionidae. Gene Ontology annotation, cellular component: nucleus. The transcript is spliced from 2 exons.